Caenorhabditis bovis is the source of this 2346-nucleotide messenger RNA. NCBI's taxonomy places the organism in Eukaryota, Metazoa, Nematoda, Chromadorea, Rhabditida, Rhabditidae. The record is from the annotation of a GenBank genome assembly.
AUGAAAAAUCGCAAACUGAAUAACGAGAAACUCCCGCAGUUUGGCGACUUUGUCUAUAGUCACGAUAUAACGCCACCCGAGAAGGAAAAUGAAUCAAACGAGCAUGAUGAAAAUGUGAAAGAGAUUUUUCGACAGUUUGCCGAUAAAACCACAGCUCACGGGGUUAAACGUGUAUUCAUUGCGAGGAAUCAAAUAUCCGCAUUCAUGUGGAGCAUGAUUAUAACCCUAUUUUUUAUAAUGUUUCUUUACCAAGCCGCCAAACUUAUAAUUAAGUAUAAUAACCAUGAAAAAAUAACUGAUAUUUCGCUGAAAUUUGAUAAAGUUGAAUUCCCAGCGAUCACAUUUUGCAAUUUAAAUCCAUACAAAAAGAGCUUGGUGAUGAUGGUUCCUUCGAUUCGAGAUACGAUGGAUGUCUACGACAAUGCGAAAUCCCAUAGUAAAAGUGUAGAAGAGAAGCGUAAAAAGCCGAAGAUUUCACGGAAACAACACUCGGAUGCCGGACAAGAAAUGGUUCGUAAAUUAUUUGCAAAAGAAAUUGAAGAAGGGAUGAAAGAGCUGAAGAAAGGCGCAGCCGCGUUGAACGAAACAUUUGGUGGCACAUUUAUGAAUAGGAGGCAAAAGAGAUUAGCGGACACAAGACGAUAUGAAGCUAUUGAAGCGCAUUGCAAAUGCGUUGGAAGUUUGGAUAUGGAGUGUAUUCGCUUUGAAUCGCCGCCAAAGGAUCCUACUUCAAAGUGUGUUUGCACAUACGAUCGUGAUAUGCAAGUGGCAUGGCCAUGCUUUAAUAUGAGCAUUUGGUAUGAUCACGAUUGCCCUCUUUGUCACGAUGAUGGUUAUUGCGAGUCAGCCCUUCCAGCAGGAAUAACUUCAUCUGAUCACUGGCCAUGCAUGUGCCGAAGUCGCGCUGACACUUCUGAAGUCGAUGACAAGCCGUAUUGCAUUGCAAAACCUGGAAUUGGACCAGUAGAAAUUCGAAAGUUAUGGCUUGAUAAUGUAUCGACAACAACCACUACUACUACUACACCAAUUCCAAUAACAACAACUACGACAACUUCUACAAGCACGUCUACAAUAACAUCAACAACUACGUCAACUACAACCAGCACUUAUACGACUACAACUACCGAAGAACCUUCUACUACCACAAUUCCACCUGCGAAGCCAAAUCAAAGGGCCAUUGUCAGCAACCCAGAGACAAUCAAAGCUAUGGGUUUUCAGGGAAUGACUGAUGGAGUUGCUAUGCUCACAAGAGCCAAGGAAAAUCUCAUGUUCACCAUGGCUGCUCUUUCUGAUAAACAAAGAAUUGCUCUUAGUCAGACGAAACAUGAAUUUAUAGAAAUGUGCUCGUUUAAUGGAAAAGAGUGUAAUAUAGAUGAAGAUUUUCGACUUCAUGUGGAUCCAGAAUUUGGAAACUGCUUCACGUUUAAUUACGAUGUCAAUAACAAUUAUACUAGUAGUAGGGCUGGCCCUAUGUAUGGAAUUCGUGUGCUCUUAUUUGUUAAUACAUCGGAUUAUAUGUCGACAUCCGAAUCGUCCGGAGUUCGAUUAGCAAUCCAUCCUCCAACGGAAUGGCCGUUUCCUGACACUUUUGGCUAUUCCGCUCCGGUUGGAUUUGCAAGUAGUUUUGGAAUUAAAAAGAAAGUGAUGCAACGUUUGCCAGCGCCUUACGGCGAAUGUGUGGAGUCGAAAAAAGUCACCGAUAAGGACUAUAUUUACGCCGGAUAUGAUUAUCAUCCAGAAGGAUGCCAUCGUAGUUGCUUCCAAACCGGUUUGAUCAACGAUUGUUCUUGCGGUGAUCCGCGAUUCCCUGUGCCGGAAGGGAAAAAGCAUUGCUCAGCAUUCAACGCAACAGCUCGUGCUUGCCUGGAAAAGAAUAUCGGAUCUGUUGGAGAUUUCCAUCAUAUAACCGAAAAUAAAUGUGUUUGUAAGCAAGCUUGUGAGGAAAUAAUGCACGAAGUUACUUUCUCCUGUUCAAAGUGGCCUUCGGGUGCUACCGAUCUGGGCGAUUGCGAAGGAAUGACGGAGACUGAAUGCGAACAGUAUUAUAGAUUAAAUGCUGCAAUGAUUGAAGUUUUCUAUGAGCAAUUGAACUAUGAGCUUCUUCAGGAGUCAGAAGCUUACGGUAUUGUAAACUUACUUGCCGAUUUUGGUGGUCACUUGGGUCUCUGGCUAGGGUUUUCUGUCAUCACUGUCACAGAAGUUGUCGUCUUAUUGGCUGACAUGCUCACAUUUGGCUUUAAAGGUCGCCAGGAGGAGAAACUGGAAAACACGCGGCGCGAAAAAGAAGCAAGAGUGCAUUCGAUCGUUGGUGUCAGCGAAAAAGGCGACGCCUUUGUUCAAAUUUAA